Molecule: messenger RNA, 4263 nt
Organism: Nothobranchius furzeri (turquoise killifish)
Lineage: Eukaryota; Metazoa; Chordata; Actinopteri; Cyprinodontiformes; Nothobranchiidae
Gene: eif5b
Product: eukaryotic translation initiation factor 5B
Biological process (GO): translational initiation
Cellular component (GO): mitochondrion; cytoplasm
Molecular function (GO): GTP binding; GTPase activity; translation initiation factor activity
Source: RefSeq, a predicted model, not a curated record
ACCAUCCUUAUUGAUUUGCUAAUAGACGAUCUUUGACCAAUGUGAGCCGUCGUGUCGUGUGCGGCUAUUAGCAGGGAGCGAAGUUCCAGAGACGCAGCGGCAAAAUGGGGAAGAAACAGAAGAAAUCCGCAGAGGACAGUGCCAAAGAUGAAGACGUCGACAUCGACGCCCUGGCUGCAGAGAUCGAAGGAGCUGGAGCCUCCAAGGAGCAGAAAGGGAAGAAGAAGAAGAAAGCAAACAAGAAGGAGGACUUUGAUGAGGAGGACAUCCAGAAGGAGCUAGAGGAGCUUUCUCUUGCGGCUCAGGGAGGACAGAAAACAGAAACCAUAGAAGAAGUUGAGCCUCCCAGACCAGAGAAGAAGAAGACCAGGAAGGGGAAAAAGGGUGGAGCCAGUCCUGAGGAUGAGGAGGGUGAUGAAGGCCAUGCUGAUGGACAGAAGAACGGAGAGCAGAAGGACAAGAAGGCGGCACCUCCUGCUCCUCCCUCUGACUCCGAUGAUGACAGCUCCUCGCGCUCUCGCGUCAAGACAAAAGGAGCAAAAAAAGGGGGCAAGAAGCUGUCCGUGUCUGACGAAGAGGAGGACAGAGAUGAUGAUGGAGGGAAGAAAGGAGGUGGGGGAGAGGGGAAGGAGGAUGACUCUGAAGAUGACCAGGAGUUUACCUCCAGGAGGGACAAGAAGAAGAAGAACAAAGGGAAGGGUGAGAAGGCUGAGAACGAGGCAGACGAGGAGCUGGAGGAUGAGGCGGGAGGCUUCAAGAUGAAGACGGCGGCGCAGAAGAAGGCGGAGAAGAAGGAGAGGGAUAGGAAGAAGAAGGAGGAGGAGAGAAUGAAGCAGAAGAAGCUGAAGGAGAAGGAGGCUGCUGGGGAGGUUAAAAAAGAGCCAGAGAAAAAGAUUGAAGCCACGCCCCCUCAGGCAGAGCUACCUGCAGCGGUGACAGAGGAACAGGAAGGGGCGGAGCUAGCAGCAGAAGAGGAACUGGAGGGUGACAAAAAGAAAAAAGAUAAGAAGAAGAAGAAGGAUGACAAGAAGGAGGAGAAGAAGACCAAGGGUCCCAGUAAGGCCACGGUGAAGGCCAUGCAGGAGGCUCUGGCCAAGAUGAAGGAGGAUGAGGAGCGAGCCAGGAAGGAGGAAGAGGAGCGGCUGAAGAGGCUGGAGGAGCUGGAAAAGCAGAGGCAGGAGCAGGAGCGUCUGGAGCAGGAGCGUAAGGAGAAGAAAAAGCAGAAGGAGAAGGAGAGGAAAGAGCGGCUGAAGAAGGAGGGGAAGCUGCUGACAAAGACUCAGAGGGAGGCUCGAGCUCGCGCUGAAGCAACGCUGAAGCUGCUGCAGGCUCAGGGAGUGGAAGUGCCAUCCAAAGACAUGAUGCCAAAGAAGAAACCGGUUUAUGGAGACAAGAGGAAGAAGAAGCUCAACGCCCAGACUCCUGAAGAAGCAUUAGAGGUGACCUCCCCAACCUCGGACACUCCAGAGCCUGUUGUCAUGGAGACGGAGGCUGAGACACCGGCUGCGGAGCCAGAGGUGAAGCCGGACGCAGCUGUAGACGACUGGGAGGCCAUGGCAAGCGACGAGGAGAAAGAGAGGAUGAGGAGGCGUAGAGCAGAGUUGAAGAAAGUUCACAUUGAAGUUAAAGAGGAGGCGACUGCUCCUUCUCAACCUGCAGCCAGCGAUGAGGAGGAGGACAGAGAUGAAGAGGACGACGACGAGGAGGACGACGAUGAGGAUGAAGACGAAGAGGAGGAGGAAAGUGAGGAAGAUGGUGGCGUGGAGAAGCCUCCUGCAGGUCACGGUAAAAGGAGAGCGCCAAGCGAAGAUGAGAGCAGCGACAGUGACGAGGACGAUGGGAGGACGAAAGAGGAGCUUCUGUAUGACCGAGCCAAGAGGAGGAUCGAGAAACGCAGAGUGGAGAACAUAAAGAACACUAACUUUGAUCAGCUCCGAGCGCCGGUGGUGUGUGUGCUCGGACACGUCGACACAGGAAAGACCAAGAUCCUGGACAAGCUCCGUCACACCCACGUUCAGGACGGUGAGGCCGGAGGAAUCACUCAGCAGAUCGGAGCCACAAACGUCCCGAAGGAGACGAUUGAGGAGCAGACCAAGAUGGUUAAAAACUUUGACAGAGAAAACAUCAAGAUCCCCGGAAUGCUGAUCAUCGACACACCUGGACACGAGUCCUUCAGUAACCUGAGGAACAGAGGCAGCUCUCUGUGUGACAUCGCCAUUUUAGUGGUGGACAUCAUGCACGGCCUCGAGCCUCAGACCAUCGAGUCCAUCAACCUGCUGAAGGAGAAGAAGUGUCCCUUCAUCGUUGCCCUCAACAAGGUCGACCGUCUCUACGACUGGAAGAAGAGUCCAGACACGGAUGUGGUGGCCACGCUGAAGAAGCAGAAGAAGAACACUAAGGAUGAGUUUGAUGAGCGCACCAAGGCCAUCAUUGUGGAGUUUGCCCAGCAGAGUCUUAACGCCGCCCUGUUCUAUGAGAACAAAGACCCCAGAACGUUUGUGUCAUUGGUUCCCACCUCGGCCCACAGCGGGGACGGGAUGGGGAACCUGAUCGCCUUGCUGGUGGAGCUGACGCAGACCAUGCUGGCCCGACGGUUAGCACACUGCGAUGAGCUGCGGGCUCAGGUCAUGGAGGUCAAAGCUCUUCCUGGUAUGGGAACCACGAUAGAUGUCAUCCUGAUCAACGGGUGUCUGAGGGAAGGGGAGACCAUCGUCGUCCCUGGGGUGGAAGGACCAAUCGUCACACAGAUAAGAGGCUUGCUGCUGCCGCCGCCUCUGAAGGAGCUCAGAGUCAAAAACCAGUACGAGAAGCACAAAGAGGUGUCCACUGCUCAGGGAGUCAAGAUUCUGGGUAAAGACUUGGAGAAGACCUUAGCAGGGCUCCCCCUGCUGGUGGCCCACAGAGAGGACGAGGUCCCCGUGCUCAGGGAUGAACUGGAGAGGGAGCUCAAACAGACCCUGAGCUCCAUCAAACUGGAGGAGAAAGGAGUUUACGUCCAGGCGUCCACUCUGGGGUCCCUGGAGGCUCUGCUGGAAUUCCUCCGAACAUCUAAAGUCCCGUACGCUGGCAUCAACAUCGGCCCGGUCCAUAAGAAGGAUGUGAUGAAGGCCUCCACCAUGUUGGAGCACGACCCACAGUACGCAGUGAUCUUGGCGUUCGAUGUGAAGGUGGAGAGGGAGAGUCAGGAAAUGGCCGACAGUCUAGGGGUUCGGAUCUUCUCUGCUGAGAUCAUCUACCACCUGUUCGAUGCCUUCACCAAAUACCGAGAGGACUACAAGAAGUCCAAACAGGAGGAGUUCAAACACAUCGCCGUGUUCCCAGUGAAGCUGAAGGUUCUUCCUCAGUUCAUCUUUAACUCCAGAGAUCCCAUCGUGAUGGGGGUUUCAGUGGAGGCCGGCAUCCUGAAACAGGGAACACCUCUCUGCGUUCCAAGCAAAGGGUUUGUGGAGAUCGGCGUGGUCACCAGCAUCGAGAUCAAUCACAAAUCUGUCGACACUGCCAAGAAGGGUCAGGAGAUCUGCAUCAAGAUCGAGCCCAUCCCUGGAGAGUCGCCUAAGAUGUACGGACGCCACUUUGAAGCCACCGACAUGAUCGUCAGCAAGAUCACCAGAGCAUCCAUCGACGCCCUGAAGAACUGGUUCAGAGACGAGAUGCAGAAAUCUGACUGGCAGCUGAUUAUGGAGCUUAAGAAGACCUUUGAGAUCAUCUGAAGGACCUGAGACACAAACACAAUCCUCCUCUGGCAACGUAGGACCCAAACCGGACAAAAGCAUCAGAAGGAAGUGUUUUUCUGUGAGAAACGAACCGCUCUCCACUGUUUUAAACAGUGAUAUUUUAGUCACAUUUCACUCAGUAUUCCAACGUGCCUGUUCUUCAGCAUCAACAUUUUGAUUUCUCUUCUUGGUCUGAUUUGUGACUGCUGCUUCGUGUCCUAGGCUCCGCCCCCUUGCCUGUCCUAACGAGAAUGGUGAGCAGCUCGGAGGAUCUAGUUCCCCUCAGAACCACAGAAAGGUCACAGACUUCACAAAGCUGACUUUGACUGCUGAGUGGCUCGGCGGCCAUGUUGGAAGGCUGGGUGGGGCCUGAGGGGGCGGGGCUCAUUAGUGACAGAAGAUUUAAAAGUUUUUACUGCAACUGUUGAUGUAAUAAAUUCCCAUGAUUCUAAUAAAACUUGCAGAUGAGAGUUUUCAGUUUACGGAUUUAAACUUCCACUGUGUGUAAAUACAAAUAAAUAAAAUAAAACAAAAUUAUUUUUCUCUUGAA